UUUUCUUUCGGAAAAUGGAAAAUUAUCAAUUAAUCCACUCUAAAUUGACCCUACAAUCAGCUGCUUGCCAGCUAGAAAAGGUGCUAAAACUUUCCCAAAGGAGUAGCCGAAAACUGGCGGACAGCGAGCUGGAAUUGAUCAAAAAUCUCUGUAAAGCCGAUAACUGCCGGAUCAGCCAACUGGCCACGGAAACCAUCCUGCUGCUGGCCACGGAUGGGACUGUCGAUCAGGGACAGGUGCUUGGAAUUCUUAUGACCGUACUGCCGACCUCGAAAUCCGCACAGUUUAUCACGAUCGGGAGUGCGAUAUUCGAAUUGCUGCUGCUGGAUCUUCGACGCCGAUGCGCGCUCGCCGGAACCACCGGACGGAGUUACACGUGUCAGUUCGACGUAAAAGCCCCGCAGCAUCCGGUAAUUCAACUUCUGGAGAAAUGUGAAACUGGAUGUAUAAUCAUUUUCCUGGAGAUGAUCUCUUCGACGCUUGAGGGCCACAACAGCGAUCCCGCGAUCCGGGAGAAUUGUGUCGAAUUCCUGCGACCCGUACUGCUACAUCUGUUCGUCAAUGUGCGCUCCUUUCCCGAUUGCUACAAGUUGUGGCGGUUGCUAGUGGCCAAAGCAACGGACGAUCCGAAAGCGCAGGAUCUUCUCUUUGAGAUUUUAGCUUGGCGACGAGACACCAGUGCACCUCAGACGAGCUAUACCGUUUCCCUACUGGUGGAGGGUUUGGACGCUCUGCAAGGAUCGAUCGAUGAUCAUUUGCUAUAUCUACGGCUGGAAGUCGCCAUCAAUCUAGCGGCAAUCUUAAAGGAUUACAUCAGCUUCAAUAACGAUCCUACCAAAUGUCUGAUUGUUCUUCAAGAAGUAUGUGAGGAUGGCUUAAAGCAUGAUCCUGUUCCACAGUGGGACGUUCUGCUAAUGAUAUUGGUCGAUCUACUAACCGUGGUCUCUCCGAUGAAACAGUAUAGAGUGGUGAAGAUCAUAAGCAAUCUGUGUCCAAGAGGUGGCGCAUUCAGUCGCAUGAUGGCAAAGGAGGCCAUGAUUCAAUUGCUCGGUCAACCUUCUUACGCCACACAGCAUCUACCGCUAUGUGAUAAGAUACUUAAAGAUACCUCUGAUGAGCCGGCGAAUCUGCUCCAUCCCAGAAUCCCAAUUAAGACAACGUACUAUCACAGCGAACUAGCCAAGUGGUCAUUGAUUUGCAAAUGGUCUUCAUCUUCUCCAACGGCUUUAGAGGAGUACUUCCGAGACGAUCGUUCGCUGCGUUGCGUGCGAUUCUCCGGUAUUCUCGGUUCCAUGUAUCGUGCCAUAUUUGUAACGACCACAUUCGAUGACGAUGUUUGGCGUGCCAACUUCCGUGCGCUUGUCGCAAUAAUGAAGGGCAACGAUGUACAGGCGACGCAGUGUAUGAUUCCUCUCCUAUACGGACUGGCACAGCAACAGGAUCCUGGCAGAAGACUGCACAUACUUCAAACAUUGGCCGCAACCGGUGCAAAAGAGAACGUGAUCGGUAUACUAAAAGCAAUGACGAAGGAUCUUGAUCGAGCGACUUGUUUGGAUCUAUACCUAAGACUAUGGAAAGCGGAACCGCGCACCUACCCAUUGCUGUACGAUCUACUGAAGGAUACCAGUCGACCACCGGCAAAGGCUGACCUUUGGGAGCACACCGUCACACGAGCGUACACGAUUCGAGAAGUGUGUCUGAUCAAACCGCAACAGCAUGGUGAAGAUCUGGUGAAUCUGUUUUCGGAAAUUUUAAGCAACCCCAAUGAUGCGGACAAUGAGGUCGCUGUGUGUCUUUCACUCGAUGCCAUCUCGAGUCUGUGUGAACAUCAAGUAGUGAACAUUGUCUCUACCUGGAAGGUGCUUGGCUUUCGCUUUGCCGACGAAAGUCGCCCCCGUGUUAUCCGAUCUUUAUGCCGAUUUUUCGCCAACGUUCCUCUGAUUAAGGUAACUUCUCAGGAGCAGGAACGCUUGGUGAAUCACAUAAUUGCCACACUAUGGCACUACGUUACGGACUAUGAUGAUGGAGAGAUCAUUGGUGCUGCACUUGCCACGUUAAAGCAUUUCAAUCCAAACUCGCUAACACUACGCCAGAUACCGGAACUGUUUCGCCAGGGCAUCGCUUUACCCGAACCGAACGCCGAUGAUGGCAAUUCCAGUGCAGACAGUCCAGGUUCCGUACCACCCGAGUGCUGGAUCCAACUUGUGCAGUACACCAAUCUUAGUGCGAUCGAUGCGGCCGGUGAUCUGGUAGCGCACUACAUCGCUCGCGAGAUGGAAACAUUCCGGGGUGGUGUCUAUCAAACUCCGGAAGGAAGGCCUGAGCCUUCAAAUCUCAAAUAUCUUCCCCGUGCUAGCAUACUGUCGACGAUAGUUAACUAUCUAAUCGCACAAAGCACCAAAUUUGCCACAAGUAGUACCAUCAGCGAACAGGUGCUCGUUCAAUUGUUGCGCAUCGUUGCCAAGAAGUACUCGAAACCGAUUCCACCGCUAAAUUGGUGCUUUCUUCACGAGUAUUUUGUGAAUUGCUUCGAAAUGCGUGACUACUGUGUGCAGAUUGCGAUCAAACAAAUGCCUUACUCCGGAACGGCCAAGCGGAUGCUGGAAAAUUAUCUAAACGAACUGUGUGAAACGGUUAUGCUUGAGGAGGAUUUGGUGAAAAUAUUUGCACACAUAGAGGCCAUUACGGAAACGGUCCAAAUGCCGAUCUACAAACGGUUCGUGCAUUUGUCGCUCCAUUUUCUAGCGGAACGCGCGGAAGACAAACGUUUCGGUGAUAGUUCCGCAUUCUUACAAGCGCUUGCACUGGUUGGUAAAGUUUUUGAGAGCAAUUGCAUCAAUGAAAGCAACUUUGAGGUGCUCUCUGAAACGCUAAAAGGAUUCUUCGGACGAUUCGAUCUCGACACCGAGAUAUUCCGAAAGUAUGUUGACGUAUUGGUUCUAUUGCCCCCUAUUCAAUUAGACGACUUCCCUAAUCUAACCGAAGAUGCAUCGUUGAUGGCACUUCAAAAGAAGAUUUACUUCGAGUUUGCCGUCCGGAAACAAAAUCCAACAGUUACGGUGAUGCCAGUCGUUGAAAGUAUUGCCAAGGCUGUAACCAGAAAUAGUGAAGAUUCUCAAAUGCUGAUUGUGUAUUUCCUCGAACAAUUGUAUGAAUUUGUGCAAUGCUUUAACGAGCCAGCGAUCGUUGGCAAACCAUUGAUUAUCUUUGUCGAUGAGCUGAUCAGUAGCACACAGUCGGCACUUGUUUCGAUGGAUCUACAAUCGAUCCGGUUCAUGCUAGACACGUUUAUGAUGAGCGUGAUUAGCUUUUCCGGUUGGGGCACACUAUAUGGUGCCAAUAGCGUCUCCUUUGAUCGAGCUUUGCGGAUGCAGCUGUUUCCUGUAGCUCUAGUGACACUGUUUGAGCAAAACUAUUGGCGAGAAAUCGACAUCAAGAUUUAUGAGGUCCUUUACCAUCUACAUGGCGUGACGACUUUACCGAGCGAUCUGGCACAGUGCUUUAGAAAUACGCUCAUAUGCUGUAAGAAGCAGCCAUACUUCCAGCAGUCCAAAACGUGGCCUAAAUAUGUGUCUAUGAGAAGAAGUUAACUCGAGGACGAUGCUUUCAAUCUUGUUUUUUCCAAUAAACAAUUUAUUUCUUCGUUAA
Molecule: messenger RNA, 3648 nt
Organism: Anopheles darlingi
Lineage: Eukaryota; Metazoa; Arthropoda; Insecta; Diptera; Culicidae
Product: focadhesin
Exons: 4
Coding region: 15-3590 (1191 amino acids)
Biological process (GO): regulation of post-transcriptional gene silencing
Source: RefSeq, a predicted model, not a curated record